AUGAGAGCCCACACUGCUGCUCUGCUGGUCGCUCUGCUGGUGAUCUGUCACUCUGUUUAUGCAGCUAUCCUAGAAACCAACGGCUCCUAUAAGAGCUGCAGAUGCACAAAGCAGACUUCAGACUUCAUAUCGCCAAGGAGAUAUGAAAGUAUUGAGAUCGUUCCCUUUGGGGGUGCCUGCCGAACCACAGAAAUUAUACUCAAACUAAAAACAGGGCAGAAAUUGUGUGUGAAUCCCAAGGCCCCCUGGAUGCAGAAAUUGCUGACUAAGAUCCGUAACCAAAAGGAACAACCACCUUCCUCACAAGAUGAAUAGAAGCGUAAACAACUUGAGAAGGAAAAAGGAUGGAGGGCACAACCUGAUUGUUUCCUAAUUUUGCUUUUGCUGCUUCUUAUCUUUGUCUUGCUCAGCCCUCACAAUCAUUCUUUCUAAAUGAGCAGCAACUUUCGUUAGCUGCUGCUCUCCUCUCGCAUCUUUCAGAAAAGCUCGAGCUGUUUUUACAUUAGUCAGAUUUCUUGUUCAGUGUUUCAAUGUGCUGCCUCAUGCAUCAUGAGUCAUGGAAGAGAAACAUCAAAUCA
Molecule: messenger RNA, 578 nt
Organism: Gopherus evgoodei (Goodes thornscrub tortoise)
Lineage: Eukaryota; Metazoa; Chordata; Testudines; Testudinidae
Product: interleukin-8-like
Exons: 4
Coding region: 1-315 (104 amino acids)
Biological process (GO): antimicrobial humoral immune response mediated by antimicrobial peptide; inflammatory response; cellular response to lipopolysaccharide
Cellular component (GO): extracellular region
Molecular function (GO): CXCR chemokine receptor binding; chemokine activity
Source: RefSeq, a predicted model, not a curated record